Molecule: messenger RNA, 4077 nt
Organism: Mesocricetus auratus (golden hamster)
Lineage: Eukaryota; Metazoa; Chordata; Mammalia; Rodentia; Cricetidae
Gene: Fam8a1
Product: family with sequence similarity 8 member A1
Exons: 5
Coding region: 124-1278 (384 amino acids)
Source: RefSeq, a predicted model, not a curated record
UUCCGGCGGCGGAUUGUUGACGCCCGCCACUGCUGUGGUGGCUACGGAGAGGUCGGGGAGGAGCUGCCGAGGGAGAGCGACGGCGCAGUGACAGGCAGCGCGGGGGGUGCCUCCGAGGCGACGAUGGCAGAAGGGCCCGAGGAAGCCCGGAGCCGCCCUCCCGGCCAGGACGGCGGCGGCGGAGAUCACGAGCCGGUCCCUUCCGGGCCUGGCUCUCCCGCCGCGGCCGCCCCGGGGCCCCCGACCCUCGCGACCGUCGCCCCGGCCGUCUCGGAGCCGGAGCCGCCGCGAGAGCUCCGGAAGCGCCGGGAGGCGGCCUCAGGGCCGCAGGAGCCGGGGGGCUGCGAGGCGUCGGACGGGCCGGGGCGCCUGAGCGCGCGCGAAUACUCGCGGCAGGUGCACGAAUGGCUCUGGCAGUCCUACUGCGGCUACCUGACCUGGCACAGCGGCCUGGCCGCCCUCCCCGCCUACUGCGGCCCGCCGCCGGCCGCCCCGCAGCCCGCAGCCCCGCCGCCGCCCCCGCCGCCGCCGCCGCCGCCGCAGCUCGCCUACUACAACCCCUUCUACUUCCUGAGCGCCGCGGGGCCCGGGCCGGGGGCGGCCACGGGCGGUGCCAACCCGACCGCCGUCGCCACGGGCCUGACGCCCCGAGCCCCGCAGGUGCAGCCGUCGGGCCGGGCGGCCCCCGUGCCCAGGGUAGGCUCCGCCGCCCCUGCACGCACGGCGAGCGACGCCGGACGGCAGGCGGGCAGAGAGUAUAUCAUUCCAUCCUUGGCGCACAGAUUUAUGGCAGAGAUGGUGGAUUUCUUUAUUCUCUUCUUUAUAAAAGCGACCAUUGUCCUGAGCAUUAUGCAUCUCAGUGGAAUAAAGGACAUUUCUAAGUUUGCCAUGCAUUAUAUAAUAGAAGAAAUAGAUGAAGACACAUCAAUGGAAGACUUGCAGAAAAUGAUGAUUGUGGCACUGAUAUACAGGCUGUUAGUGUGUUUCUAUGAGAUAAUUUGCAUUUGGGGAGCAGGGGGAGCUACUCCAGGAAAGUUCCUGCUAGGGCUUCGAGUUGUGACAUGUGAUACAUCGGUACUAAUUGCUCCAAGUCGGGUUUUAGUGAUUCCUUCCUCAAACGUUAGCAUCACAACGUCCACCAUACGAGCUUUGAUCAAGAAUUUUUCUAUUGCUUCUUUUUUCCCUGCUUUCAUCACACUGCUGUUUUUUCAGCAUAAUCGAACAGCCUAUGACAUUGUGGCAGGAACUAUUGUGGUAAAAAGAAAUGGGGUCAGAUGAUGCCCCAGAGCCCUGAAUUCCACUCUUUGGAAUAAUAAUGACAAGACUAAAUUAUGUAUCAAGGCCAUCAGUAUCUCUAGGUUACAUUAAUUGCUGAUUUAAAAAUUAGAGAAGUCACUACAGUGUGACACGCGACUAUUCUGAAAGUGUUGACUGUACUUAAAUGUCAAGGAACUUUUCCAAAAGGAAAACCUAUUAAACUCAAGUGUUAACUAUUUGUAGGACAACAAAGCAGAUGGUUUUAAUCAACAUAGACAAAUACAUACUUUCACAUUUAACAUAACCAAAAUCUGCUGGAAGCAUUUCAGCUUUAAAUUCUCUCAUUUUAUUGUGGCUUAUCCUAGAAUGAUUAAAAAAUGUCCAGUUGUGUUUUAUAAACACCUACAUACAUAUAAUUCCCACAACUCUUCUUACGGAAGUUGUUUUCUGUGGACACUGAGAAAGAGCAUCAACUCAACAACCCACUGGCCCCGUGGCAGGUGUUGGAGAAAAGGGCUAGUGAGGAAGGCCUAGCAGUCUCCUCACCUCAUGCUUCCAGGAUGUUCUAGAAAUCACUGCAGUAGUGGUGGAAUUUUAUAGCUUCUUACUGCUUAAGUAUUUGGAGGCAAGAACUUUCAUGAUGAUGAUGAAAAUGUAUUAAGUCUUAUCAUUGAUACUUAAAAAAAAAGGUAAGUUAAUGAUUGCCUUUUGUGGGGGUGGGGUGGGAAUGUGAAUUUUCAGUGUAAAUUCAGCUUAGACUUUGUGUCUUAAAAUCCAACUAUAAAUAUGUGGGGGAAACAUUCAAACAUUCCCAGUGUGUGCUCCAGUGUUCUGAAUGUACCUGUAGAUUCUAUUUCUGUACAAACAAACUCCUAAGGCACUAUAUUCUAUACAGUUCCAUGAAUGUCAAAACCUCAAGGUAUUAGUCUUAGUAUUUUGUAACUCUAAAUACUAGCAGCCUGUGAAAUAUUAGCCGUUUUCCAUGCUUUUUCUCUCUAAAGCAAGGCAGAGUAUCAUCUCUGUACAUUAUUCUGGCUUCUUUAAGCUCCUUUUGGGCCUGCUAGAGAUGAAAUUUCGGGGGAAAAUGUGUAUAGUCAUUGUACUUCGCUCUGUUGGUACAUUAUCGGCUUAUGUCUGUUUGUUUUUGUUGUAUCCCAGUUAGCUAGCUGUAUGGAAAUGUACCACAUUGUUUUAUAGUUUAAACUUCCUUACUUGUUCUUGUAUAUAAUUUUCCUAAGAAACACUAAAUUGUAUUGCACAAGAGAUCAGUCUUUGUUCCUGGGUUUUAAAUAAGCCAUGUGUUAUUACAGUAUCAACUUUCAGUGGGCUUUUCUUUGACAUUUAAAACUGUGAGAAUGUAUUUAAUGUCUAUAGACACUAAGAAUCUACUAGCUUAUUGUAGGAGUUCAUAAACCAUGGCUUUUCAAAAUAAUUCUACUUAAAUCCAACUUCACAGAAAGCCUAUUACUUGUCAAGAGCAGUAGGUAGAGCACUUGUGGCCCUGGCAAGAUUUCAUGGUUCUUCAAACAUACACUACAAAUCAGGAAACUGGUGUGAACACUACUUUUGCCACUGAUGAGGGAAGUCACAUUGAAAUGUGCUUCACCCAUACAGCUCUGGAGUAUUUGAUUAUUGUUUCCUACUCAGAUUACUGUAGUUUUCAUUGAGGGUAUUUUUUAUUUAUACAGUAAAAUAAACAAGUAGUUAAUUUGUUAUAGUUUAAAUACUGCAAUUUGCUAUGAACAGGUUAUUUAGAUCCAUUUAGAUCCAGCUGUUGAUUCAAGUUGUGCCAUACAGGAUGUAAAAGUAUUGCUUUGCCUCUGCAAUAAAUCCUCAAUCUGUUAUAAUCAGCACUUAAGGAAAGAAAUCUCAAGAGUUGAAAUAAAAAGGAGAAAAGGGAACCUGCCAUGUGUUUUCCUUGUAAAAUGGAGACUCCUUCACAGAAUAUGAGUAUAUUCAGUUAUAGAAAUACUGAUUUCCUGUAUCUCAUUCUGAAGCCAUAUCCUAUAAAAAGGCAAACUGAAAUGAGAAAUGAAGAUAUUCUUUAAUGAGCAUGUAUACCCUAAGCUGAAACCACCUUAAGACUAGAGUCUUGUUGCUGUAUUACCAUUCAGUCCAAACAACUGGGAAGAGGCUUAGGCAGUGAUUCAGUCUCAGUACCCAUCAUGGAAAGUAUUCUGGUAUGGCUAGAUCUUGGAGUAGGAUGUUAACAGUGCAAUGACAAACUUUACUUUAACCGAGCUUCUGUGGCCAUAAACACAUGCCAUUUGACAGUAUUCUAAAGCACUGCCCAACUUCUCUAGCAUUGGCUUAAUUCUCCCUACAUGGUACUUACCUUCUCCAAGGCGGCGUCCUAGUUGAUGGCCAUUUUGUCCACGCCUUAAAAAAUAAUUCUUCAUUUUUAACUUUUAAAAGAAUUUGUUCACAUCAAUGAUUUGAGUGUUUCAUUUACAUGCCUAUUUCUGGCAAAGGAAAGGAGUUAAAUUUUUGCAUUUGCUACUUAGAAGAUGGGGCAAUUAAAAGUUUCUCAUUGUUCCUUUAAGGACAAUGCCCAAACUAACAGUAUUCCUAAACUUCUGACAAGUACUUUGAGCUUCUUGCAAUCCUCCAUUAUGUAACCAAAGACCAGUUGUUACUUGUGCCUGGGUGAAGUUCCUUAUUUCAUCUGUUAUGUACAGAUUUCCUUGUAGUUCAUUAUAGUGGGGCUUGCCCUGCAAACAGUAUCUAAAGACCAACCUAUAAAUAAAACUCAGCAUUCUAUUUUUAAUAUUUGUAUGUCAUCAGUUUGUAUUGUUUGUCUCAAUAAAUAUGUCAACAGUG